Molecule: messenger RNA, 725 nt
Organism: Cydia amplana
Lineage: Eukaryota; Metazoa; Arthropoda; Insecta; Lepidoptera; Tortricidae
Gene: nos-M
Exons: 6
Coding region: 27-635 (202 amino acids)
Biological process (GO): oogenesis; negative regulation of translation
Cellular component (GO): perinuclear region of cytoplasm
Molecular function (GO): zinc ion binding; mRNA binding
Source: RefSeq, a predicted model, not a curated record
UUGUAAUUUUGUUUAGGAAUAAAAAAAUGGAAGUGUUUGCAGCUGCAACCUAUGAUUUAAAUCCAAAAAUCAAUAAUAGUGAAACUUCCCAAGAUAUAAUUCCAUAUUCAUCUGAAAAGGAUCCCUUUAAUUCCGCACGAGUGAGACUUCUGAAAAGACGCAAACCUCUCGAUAAAGCAGACGCGUUACUCGCCGUGAAGCUCGACCCAGCUGUCCUGGAAGCGCAGGUGACAUUGACGAAGCGAGACGAAGAUCCUUGUCAUGAAAGUCCAGCGCUGGUCGCUACAAGGGAAAAAGAUGGGCGAUGCUACCCGAGCUACGAGGAAGUGCUGUCGUUGCAGCAGGCGGCGCUGCUGGGGCUGACGCCGCAGCAACUCGUGCUGCUCAUGGCGUUCGUUGACACACUUCGUCGUCAGCGGCAGCGCUCACAGAAACACAUGGAAUGCGCGUUUUGCAAGAACAACGGCUCCCCGGCAUCUUGGUACGGGUCGCACAUAUUACGCGACCGCAGACGCGUGCGUUGUCCCGUGCUGCGCGCGCUGCGCUGCCCGCGCUGCGGCGCCACCGGCGACAAGGCGCACACGCCUAAAUACUGUCCUGAGAAUCUUUUCUCUGAUUCUUGGAGCUGGCCUUGAAGAGGGCUGUUUUUUAAAUAUCAGGAGCAGGGUUAGGUAGCAUUUUCCCGACAAUAAAUUACAUUUUAAAUACCUACCUGUUCUGUUUUA